Messenger RNA from Danio rerio (zebrafish), 2629 nucleotides. It is a transcript of the gene olig3, whose product is annotated as oligodendrocyte transcription factor 3. Gene Ontology annotation, cellular component: nucleus. The record is from RefSeq and is marked validated. Lineage: Eukaryota; Metazoa; Chordata; Actinopteri; Cypriniformes; Danionidae. Gene Ontology annotation, molecular function: protein dimerization activity.
CACACUUGUGCACACACUGAGGAGGAGAGAGAGACUUGUGCGCACACCGAAGAGGAAAAAAGAAACUUACGCACACACUGAGGAGGAAAGAGAGACUUGUAAACACACUAACCAGAGAGAGAGAGAGAGAAGACAUCAGGUGAUCCGGCAGGAGUGACUUCAAAUAAAAACACAACGAGCCGAAAAAAGAGGCAACCUCCUACCCAGGCGCAUCCAUAAAAUGAAUUCGGACUCGAGCUCCAGCAGAUCUUCCUCUCCAGACAUGGAUGGGAUGUACCACCACCAUCACCACCACCAUCACCACCAGGACGGCCUGCUAAACUCCGUGUCCUCCACCCAGAACGAGCUGCUGCAGAAGAUGGCCAGCGAGCACCUCUCCAAGACGCCCAGCGGCAGCAAGUACAAGCUGAAGAAGCAGGUGACCGAGCAGGAGAUCCAGCAGCUGCGGCUCAAGAUCAACGGGAGGGAGCGCAAGCGCAUGCACGACCUGAAUUUGGCGAUGGACGGGCUCCGAGAGGUCAUGCCGUACGCGCACGGGCCUUCCGUGAGGAAGCUCUCCAAAAUCGCGACGCUUCUCCUGGCUAGAAAUUACAUCCUGAUGCUCACGAGCUCGCUGGAUGAGAUGAAGCGGUUGGUGGGCGAGAUUUACGGCGGACACCACUCUGCGUUUCACUGCGGGACGGUGAGCCACGGCGGCGCGCACUCGGCUGGCGCCGCGCACCAGGUGCAUCAUCCUCUCCUCGGGAGCGCGCUGAGCGGGUCCACCUCUUCUACGCUUUCGUUACCUGGACUUACAUCCAUUAGGGCUCCGCACACUUUGAUGAAGAGCACCCCGACUCCUCCGCUUCAGCUCGGCGGGAGUUUCCAGCACUGGGCGGGUCUUCCGUGCCCGUGCACGAUCUGCCAGGUCCCGCCGCCUCCACACCUGCCCAUCACCGCCACCGGACUGAGCAGGAUCUCCACAGAGAACAAGGAAGUGAUGAAGUGAACACAUCACUGUGUGUGUUUGCGUGCGUGUGCACUGUAAAAGUAUCCGUUAAUUAAUAUAGUGUCCGCGUUUUUGGUUUAUUUACGGUUGUGAAUUGCAUCAUGAGAUUUUUUUAUGCUGACCAUUUUCACUCUCUAGUUUUACAAAGUGACUUUUAUUGACAUUUUAGUAGUUUGUAAUAAUAUAAUGCAUACAUUGAGAGGAAUACGUGUGUAAAAUAAAAGAAAUUGUAGUUUAUUACAAGGUUUUUGUAUAGCGUAAUUGGUGCGCAACACAAACCCAGAUGAAAUGUCACUUUAAACUAUUAAAAGUGAUCAUAAAAGUCACUUUUUCAAACUUUUUGCAAGGUUAAAAGUGGAAGAAGACUGAUCGAGGCCACACAAUGCAAUUCACAACCAUAAGCAAUUAAAUAAAAACGUGAAUCACAAAAUACGGGCAACCGCUAAUAUACGGAUAUUAUUUUACAGUGCAGCCUAGUGAACUGGACUUUUGCAUGAUCUGUUUGUUUUGUCUGUCUGUGUGUCUGUUUUAGACCUUACGAAUUCACAAGUUCGUCCUUGUAACAAGGAUCUCAUCGAUUGCUUUUGUAAGGUGACUCCUCUACUGUAAAUAGCGCGCGCGUUCACUGUAAAUGAGAGAUUAAAGUGUCUAUUUGGAGGUGAAUAUAUGUGUUUGAAGCUGCCCUGGAAACGCGAGCACUCCCCUGACGAGAGUACGCGGAAAAAUAGCAGAUAUUCGCUGAUAAACAUGUCUGAAGUUCAGCCAGUGCUUUACAAUGUUAGUUAAUGUAUCUACUAACACGAACUAUACAUUAAUUACAUGGUUUAUUCAGCAUUGUUAAUGUUGAUGAUGCAAUGCAAUGCAAUGAACUUAUGUUAGCACACAGUGCAUACUGUGAAAAAGAGAUUGCUGACUUCAAAUUUUAGUUGAAUCAAAUUUAAUUGUUUAACUUACAAUACUCAAACUGACUAAUGUUAAGUUAAACUUUGGAGACCUUGAAAAAUAGUUGAAAUCUGAUUAGCUUAUUAAAAUAUGGUUGGCUGUCUUGACUUUUUGUCAUUGCAUCAUUUACAGUGCUUUCAAGCAUUAUUUUAAUGUUGAACUGUGAUUAAUAAAUGCUGUUAAUUUUUAGUUGAUGUUAAUGAAUACAUUAACUGAUGAAACCUCAUUGUAAAGUGUGACCGAAGCUCCUGUGUUUUUGGCGCUAAACUCGUAUGAGGAAACUUGAUCACGUGAUUUGCACGUUUUUCUUCGAAGGGCAUGAAAAGACGAAUUCCACGUGUUCCUUGUAACAAGGAUUGUGAAAUAUGACAUUUCAGAUGAAAACCGUACGACUAUGGAUUUAGUUCGCACUAGAGUGUUAUUAUUAUUAUUAUCGAUUAUUUUAUUCACCCAUUGUCAGCCUGAGUAAUUCAGUCGUGUUAUUUCUGUGUCGUAUCUUUAUUUGAAAUUCUUCAGCAUGGCAUCUUGUUCAGACAAACCUGUAAGCAUGAUCCUUUUUUUUCCUGGGAAAGUUUUGUUAUUCCAGAGAGAUUGCCGUGGUCUUUAUUUUUGUACAUUCUUGUUGACAAAUGAGAUAUUUAUUAUUGCCCAGUGUUCCUGGAUGAAAUUUCAAUAAAACGUACUGUUAUAAAAAUGAAA